Messenger RNA from Folsomia candida, 1335 nucleotides. RefSeq lists its product as uncharacterized. The coding region runs from base 33 to 1199 and encodes 388 amino acids. Lineage: Eukaryota; Metazoa; Arthropoda; Collembola; Entomobryomorpha; Isotomidae. The transcript has 4 exons. The record is from RefSeq and is a predicted model, not a curated record.
CAGUCCUCGUUUGGGUCUAGAGAAAAACAGUCAUGGAUAAAUUCAUACUUCCCCCAGGUUCCCGCCACUUGUCGGUAUCGUGGACCUACGAUUUUUCAAAGAUAGACAUCAGUCCUAAAAUACCCCAGGCAGUGGCAGACUCCCUAAAGAAGUUGGGACCAACUAAAGUUACAAUUCCUUACUACACUCCGAAGAACAUGCGCCAGAUGACGCCCACCGACGAAAUCGCAAUCCCCCGGAUGCGGCGGAGAUUUAAAAGCUUCCUCACCCAAUCCUUCGGCGGCGUCGUGUCACAAGAAGAAAUUUCCAAAGUGGCCGAAUACGGGGUUGAUUUCACCUACUGGUACUAUCCCACGGGACCCAUCGACUCGCCGCAAUACUUCGCCGUGACCAAGAUGUGUGGCAUCCUGUUCAUUCUGGACGACCUGUUUGACGUCAAGGAUGCCAAUGCGGAGGAAGGGCACCAUAAAAGCGGCCAUGCCUCCGUGAUGCGGCUCCUUUUGGACAAAUGGCACAAAUCCAACGGUGAGACGGACACCCCGGAAAUAUCGGUAGAGUUGGAACAAUCCUUGAAAGAAGUGCCCUUGCUGGCCUGCAUCUGUGUCGCGCUAAGGGACACUUUAAAAUCCCUGGAUCGCCUCGGAGGGCGGGAGCCAGCUCGAAAAAUGUAUGAAUACUACAUGUUCCGAGCAUACUUUGCCGAAUCUCUGCGCCACAGCCGGGUCUACUCGGUUAAUCCCGAUGCGGCCCGGUUCUUCACGGGGGAACAGUUAGCGAUGACGGCGGUGAUUGGCCUGUUCGCCUGGGGGGAUGGGAUCCGUCUCUCGGAAAAGUUUAAAAUGCACCCACUCUUCGUCCGGUAUCAAGACAUGGCCAAGAUGGUGGGGGUCAUGCAGAACGAUAUGGUCGGGCUGGAGAGAGACUUGGUGAAUGGCGAGAUAAACCAUGUCAUUACGCAGAUGACGGCGGGAAAAACGUUGGACGAGGUGUUGGCGAGGGAGAUAAAACUACACGAGCAAGACGUGGAGGAACACUUGGUCUUGCGGGAAGAGAUUAUGGCACAAUUUAAGGACGACGAAGAGGUCGUAAAAUAUUUGGAAAUAACCGACGCCACCCUGUACGGUCAACUUAAAAUGAUGGAUAAAUGCACCAGGAACAGCAUGAUGGGGAGAUUGGACUUUGUAGUGGGAGAGGAAUAGCGAAUCCGGGUGGCAUAAAUGUGACGCAAUUUACAAUGAAAAAUUUUUCAAUGCGAAAAACCCCUAAAUCUCCAUUAGUUACAAGAUUUUGGAUUGAGAUUUUUAUAAUUAAUAUCAAAACUGAUGAAUAAAUUCG